Molecule: messenger RNA, 2526 nt
Organism: Lytechinus pictus (painted urchin)
Lineage: Eukaryota; Metazoa; Echinodermata; Echinoidea; Temnopleuroida; Toxopneustidae
Product: contactin-associated protein-like 2
Exons: 6
Coding region: 32-1024 (330 amino acids)
Source: RefSeq, a predicted model, not a curated record
GAAAUUUACCACGCAAUCUGUUAAUAUUUUGAUGAUAAGAGAUACUAAUAUCAUAGAUGGUCGAGUGUCGACAACACUCAUGAUGGUUCUCAUUUCGGCGUUAACAUGGUUAAUGAUGGUGCCGAUGAUGGUGACGAUGAUGAUGUCGUGGAUAAUCGCUGCGUCUGAGGGCCAUCAUUCCAGUCAAUGUGUGCUACCAUGUCCAAAAAUCAACUCAACAUCAGGAGACACCAUUCAACUAAUCCCUAAACAUCUUUUCCAGAAAAAUGAGAGUAACCACGUCACACUGUUUGGAUCAUCUACAUUGAUGUUGUUCUGCAAAAUUCCGAAUUGCCUGUCAUCACCAUGUAAAAAUCAAGGUACAUGUUUAGAGACGGAUUAUUCUUAUGAGUGUUUGUGCACUGAAGGAUAUUUUGGAGACAACUGUGAGCGUCGAGUGAGAACAUGUGCUGAUCUGAAGGAACCCAAUUCAACAGGAACGUUUCGUAUUGAUCCAGACGGUCAAAAUGGAAACAUUUCUGAUUUCGUGCAAGUUGAAUGUCGAAAUGGCGUAACCGUCAUUCCCCACGACAUCAUCGGCGAACAAGCUGUCCCUCGAGGCUAUGAAAGGAUGGGAUCGUACCGACAGAAUGUGGUAUACAUCCUACCAUUGGAUAUCAUUGUGGCGAUCAUUAACAACGCCAGGAGCUGUAGGCAAUAUAUCAGGGCAACCUGCAAUAAUGUCUUCAUCGUGAAGGGAAAUAGACAAAAUAUUUACUGGAUCUCUAGACAAGGCACCAUCAUGAGGAAUUGGGGAGAUGCACCAAGUCAUGUUCGUGGAUGUAUUUGUGGCUUAAAUAAUACUUGUCACAACACAGGAUCAUAUUGCAAUUGUGAUGAUUCCGUUGGCAAUAGUGCACCAUUAACAGACGAAGGUUUCCUGACGGACAGAACACGACUUCCGGUCAUCAGAUUACAUUUCGGCGACACCGGAGGAGUUGACGAAAAGAUUUAUUAUGAACUUGGAUUUCUCGAAUGUGAAUGAGGAUUCAGUCUGAUCAUCAGAUUAUGACGGAAUAUGGUUAUCAUUUUGACAAAUAUAAUCAUUCAAUGAUUCGAAUCUACAGUAUUAAGUGUUAAAAGGAUCGUUGUAAUUGUUAUUGUCUUGAAGUAGGCCUACUGUAUUAUCGAAGAGUUACGAUAUACAUAUAAGUGACGUGUUGAAAAUGUAUUGAAAUAAAAUAGCGUCACUUGGAAAAACACUGAAACCGCACUCCUAUAAAAUUUCCUAUAAAAUUUCUGACGUCUUUUAUUUGACUUUCUUAUGUGAAACUUUCCGCCCCAGGGGCCCUCUUCUCAGGGGCGGGAAUCCCUCCCAAAAGGUAGGGGGACAAGGGGCUGGAAAAUUUGACAAGCAAAAAAAAAAAAAAAAGGUUAUCAUCCCAAAAGUAAGGUCAUCUCGUCCUAAAAUACAUGUUUUAUUUCGAUUUUGAAUGAUGUAUUUCUUACCAUCAUAAAAGAACACAAAUAGUAGGGGGACAUUUGAUAUUCCCCCCUGCUAUUUUGAGUAGGGGGACGCCCAUGCCUCUUCUGUUAUGUAAUGCAUGUGUAACAGUUUUACACAUUUUCCGUUUCCUUGGGAAGCGUUUAUCCAAAUUGUAUUGCCUGAUUGGCACUUUUGAUGAUUUUGAUUGCUGAGAAGCACUGUUACUAUGGCAGCUGUCGAAUAAAACGUCCUACAAGUGUCUUUAUGAAAUAUUUCCCAUGAAUAUAUUUUAACUACUUGAACUCUAGAAAGUCAGUAUAAAGGGAAGCGUUAUAGUUUAGAUUUACUUUUCCAUCAAGGGGAUCUCAUAUGCAUAAAGGUAUCAAAAUUUAUUAUUCAAUAUUACAUACAAAACCGAAAAGGAAAAAAAAAUCAGAAUUUGAAGGAGUGUGGGGUGAGUGUAAAAAAUUUAUUCCAAUAUUUCUAACUGAAAUCAUUUAUGAGAUAUGCGUGUUAUGAUCCAAAAUAUGAUUCUUACAUCAUAACCACUCCUUUUUCUUAGUUGUACAUAACAUCAAGAAUACUUCAAAGCUCUCACGCCAUGGCUCUAGGUUUUUGUAGGAUUGGAUAAACAAGGUAUUACCAUCAGAGGAAUUGGGGAGAUGCACCAUGUUCGUGGAGGUGGGAUUGAUAAGAGAAUGAAAUGAACAGGACAAUAUAUUUAUUUGUACAAUUUCGUGCACUAAGUUAACAUCCAUCCUCGUGAACAUAAAGAUUUCAAUUAGUAAUUGUAUAUUGUUAUGAAGUUAUUAUAGGGUUGUCGAUGCUAUUGGGUUUUUUUUCGCUGUGAGUUACGAAGAAUGAUAUGAGAAAUCACAUUUUCAUAGUUUAACUUUUCGAUUUUUUAAUUAUUUCGAUGUGUAGUACAUCCUCUUAAUUUACUAUUCAUUCACUUGUUUGAAUUUGUUUCUUUAAUUUUUUCUUUCUUGUGCGUUUAGAAACAUAAGCACAAUUUAUGUUGUAUAUUCAUUAUCAUUAUAAUUAUUAUUAUCAUCAUCAUU